Messenger RNA from Tachysurus vachellii, 2968 nucleotides. RefSeq lists its product as uncharacterized. The transcript is spliced from 9 exons. Lineage: Eukaryota; Metazoa; Chordata; Actinopteri; Siluriformes; Bagridae. The record is from RefSeq and is a predicted model, not a curated record. Bases 137 to 2575 code for a protein of 812 amino acids.
AAUCAGAAUCUGAGGUGCAACUUUCAAAUCUGCUCAGAGUCAAAAGUCUUCCGCAUAGCAAUGAAGCUACUUAGCUAAGUUAGUAACUUAGCGCUAAAACACUACUCUCUUAAGUAAUAAGUAAGUUUAGGUUAUUAUGGAGAACAUUCACCAGGAGCAGGCUUGCAGCACUGGGCUAAGGAUGUCCAUCCUCCGGAGAAAUGCGUCCAACUUAUUACCAGACCUGUGUUCCAAUUGCUCAGUUUGUAAAAUUACCGAUGAGACCUUUCCCUACAUGUCAGGAAUUUUUGAUGAGACUAUUGAUCCUUCUUUCAUGUCAAAUGGACCAGUAGCUGUCAAAGAUUUGCCUGAUCAGGACCAGUUAAAAACAGUUACAAAUACUCAAGAUGAGGUUAUUUCAGGAAAUCAAGCAAAUGAUGCAUACAACAGCUGGCUUAGUUUGCCAAUAGAGAAUGGUCAUUCAGUAGAUUUCAGCAUGUCAAUUACAUCUGCACAGGAAGACUGUGAAGGCAUUAACAAUGUAACCGAAGCCAAUCCAAAGGGAGAUGUACCUGAUGUCAGCUGUCAUUCUCUAGAGGUCACAGGUUGUACAGAAAAAUCAAAGAAUCAGUCAAAGAAUAGUACUUUUGAUCUGGCUAAAGACCUUAAAGAGAGAUUUUCUGGAUUGAAUUUGACCAAACCUGUUCCAAAUGAAUCAACAGGGUCAAGCAAUGUUACAUUUGAAAAGUCAGUAGAACUUCAAGAAAAGUCUUCUGGGCUUAGUUGUACUAUUUCUAAUGAUGAUGCAAGUGUGGAAGAAAAGAAUUUAAAUGAAAAACGUUUAAAUUCAACUGUUGAUGUUUGUGGUCUCUCCAGCUCUAAAACAGAGCAGACCUCUAAUCAGAAGCUCAAUGGAACUGUAGAGAUUACUCAGUUAAAUGGAUCUAAACAAGAGCAGAACAAUGAAGAGCGUGUAUGUAGUAAGGACUGUGAGACGCAAAGCACUUUUACAAAGGCUACAGAGGAGACCAAUGCAACUGUUGACUUGACUGAUGGGGUUUCUCUGCCUGGUUCUGAAAAUGUGGAACCAGUUGAUGGAACAUUCAAUAAACACAAUACAACCACUGACCUCUCACCUCCAGAGCCUGUUCCUGAUUUGACAAAUGCCACUAUGAAUAUGAUCAAAAGCACUAACGCAGAAUUACCAACACAGUCCAAAACUAACUGUUGCGCGACUGCAAAAGACACACCUGUAUCUGGACCAUCGGCUCCAGUCAACAAUGCUGCACCAGUGAGAGUUGAUGUGACCGUUUGUUCUGAUGAAGCUCUAGAGCUUCCCGAGACUGAUGGUAAAGAAGAGCAACAGGACAUGUUUAGGAGAAGGAAUGGAACUUCUGAUGGUGAAGGUUACCUCAACUUGGACAUAAGCCAAAGUAGUAUGUUUUCACUGGAUGAGAUGCUGGACUUGAAACCAUGUCCAUUAGUCGCAUCAACGCCUAUAGUCCUCGGAAGAGGCUUUGAAAGACUGGGCUCUGCAAGGCCCACAAAUAUGCAAAAACAACUCCCUGUGAUCAACAGUAUUAACACCCAGUUGAGCGAUGACAUGGCUGGCGUUAGCGAGCAUGAAGGACCGGAUGUAUCAAAGUCGAAUCAGUUGUCUGUCAAGUCUGACACCUGUAGUCAGAUGCAGAAAGUUGCAGCAAAUGGCACGUCCAAUUCCACUACCUCUGAAGCAGCGAAUGUGAACAAACCUCUAUCAAAACUUGCAGUCAGAAGAAAAAUUCCCCAACCCUCUUUUAAAUCUAAUAUUCCCAAGUCCCAGCUCCCUCCACGGCCUCACCCCUUACAGGUAACAUCAGCAGUUGUUAAAUCAAAGACUGCAGCAAAAGCACAAGCUUUAAAUCAGCCAGAGACAUCUUCAUCUGCUCUGCACAGCAUGAGGAGGACAGUCCAGCUCAAUAAAGGGAAAAAUCUUGCUUCUGCAAAGAACAUUUCUACAGCUUCUACUCUCAAGUCUUCAUCUGCAGCUUUCUCCACCACUUCAUGUAUUCUGACUGCAGAUAAAAAGGCUGGAAAUGUGUGCAUGACCUUGCCUAAAGCCUCUGGGUUGCAACCCCCUGGUCGAGGGAGGUUUGGUCUUAGGCCACCUGGGAGUGCUGUUUCCUCGGAAGAAACUAGUCACGCGCAGACUAACAACAAAACAACUGGUUUAUCAGGUAUAAAAACAAGGGCUUCGCUGCUUCCAGGUUUUACCCACAAGCAUGCAAGCAGUGAUGUCUUGCCAUUGGCCAAAAGGAAGAAAACUGAGCUGCAGAACCAGGCCUGCUGCGCUGAAGCUCCACCAGGCUCAGAGGCAGCAGAAGGUGUUCAGAAGAACAUCGCUACUCACACAGACCUCACAUCAAAGAGACCCAGUGCUGACUGUGGAAAGUGUAUACUACAUCAAGAGAAAUUACACAAACUUCAUGAAGAACUUGGGGGAUUUCUUCAAGAACUUGGUCGACAGCCAGCAGACUGUAAAAAAUGGGUUUCGCUUCCACAAACAUUGGAGUCAUAUUUAGAGGAGUUUAAGAGUUUACAAACAGAUCAUUGUUAAGGAAGAGAAACUUGGCUGUUCUACAAACCUGAUGUAUUUUGUAUAAUAAAAUGUAAUAUUGUUCAUAAAAAGAAUAACUUAUUGUUUUUCAUCAUAAUGUUCUUUUUAACAGAACUUCUAACUUUUCCCUUCACUUGUGAACUUGAAGCCCGUCAGGCAUUUUAUUAUUUUAGUCAGCAAACUUCUUGGUUUUACAUUACUCAAUAAUAUAUUAAACUAUACGAUUUUUGUUUGUUGGUGAUUUAUAAUUGUGAAUACACAAGAAAAUAGACUGUUCAAGAAACGUCAUUUCAAAUCAGUUUUGUAUUUAAAAAAGUUAAUGUCCAGUCAAAAUGGUAUGUUUCCUUUUUAAAGUAUGGUGACUUGAUAUUACAAGAAUUAAAGAUACAAUAA